AUGGCUCGACGCACUUUAACUCCCGCGACACCCGCACCCACUGGCCCUCCCGCCGUCCUGCCUCAUGAUCUCGCCAAACUCGCUCAGUCAGACCCCGUCUGGGCUGCCAACCUCCAACUGCUCCGACGGCAAUGGAAGUGGGCUGCAUUUAGCCAAUUCUUCUAUACAUUUGCCUCGCUGCUUGCUAUGAAUGAUGUCACACUCAUGGAUAUAGAAGACGACCUUGCACGCGGGACUGCACUCUUCCUGCCGCGGGUCGUGCAAAGACUAUUGUACACAUUGACCCAAGACCGUAAGAUCACAUCGGAUACUUGGCAAGUUGCUUUGCGUAAACAAUAUAUCAAACGCGACCCUGAGGCGGAUCCUCUCGGUCCCGAGCUCAAGCUGCCCACGCGUGACCCUUCAACAGCACCCUCAGAGUCUGCGCCCGAGCGUGUCCAGGAAGGUAGAGUGGCUGAGGUGGCGGACAGUGCACCCGCUAUAUCAGGCUUUAUGGCUCAAGAUGAGCACUCUCAGUCUGGGCAAGGCUCAGUCGCUGAAGAAAGCCGACCGCCAGACGUUAACCCUGAUAGUGAGGCAAAGAGCGAACCGACGGAUCAAUUUUCCGUCAAGAAGGAAGACACCGCUGAGCCGUCCCAGGAAGCCGUUGACGAAAGCAAGGACUGGACAGAGUUGCCGAUGCUGGUGAAGUUGGACACCCUAUACAUACUCACCGAGUGGCAGUUCCAGAAUCCUAAUCGUCUACGGACAUUGAUGAAGGACGAUGACGAAACCGCGCUUUGGCGAAUAGAGCCUAUUGGCUACGAUGCAAAGACGAAUGCAUAUUGGCUCAUAGGUCCCGACCGUUUGUGGAUUCAGCGUGUGCCGCCGAAGCCUCCCAAGGGUACCAAACGGAAACGACCCACGAACAAAGCAAGCUCUAGGUCCACAGCGAACAAAGCCGACGAGCAGGAGUAUGAGUCUGAUGCUCAGUCUUCACCGAAACGUACUCGCGUUCAAACUAAGGCGUCCAGCCGUUCCUCGCGGAGCAGAGCGAAACGUGCGCUCUCGCCGGCCCCAGAGACACCUAACGGUAGGAGCGCGCGCGCAGCCAAGCUACAGGCGAACAAAAAGCUUGACUUCCAGGCGAAGGAGCUCGCCGAGUUCCAACGCCAGGCCGCUGCAUUCGCGACUGGCAGUAAAUCUAGCUCGCGCGCGACGAGACAGACUCGGUCGCAGACGGAGUCGUCACCCACAAAGCUUUCGAAGAGAGCUGUCCUGGGCACAAGAACGAGUGCACGACUACGCGGGGCGCAGACUGUCGACGAUGAAGACGAUGAAUGGCAGCAGAUACCCGAAGAGUGGCUUAACGAGACGAUACCCGCGACGCCACAGCGUAACACUAGGAAUAAAGGUAAAGGCAGGGUAACAGAGCCGGAAGAGAGGUCGGUGGCCGUCGAGGAUACGCUAGAUAUAGAGAUGCCCGCUACAGAAGACCUGAAGACUGGGCUGGAAAGCGACGAAUCUGUCAGUGAACUCACGGAGUUAUCGGAGUAUGCUGGGGAUGAGGCCGGUGACCAGGAUGCUCCAGCUGACGAGGACGCCUUGCAAGACGAAGUAGCUCCGCCCGCCCGACAGACGCGAUCGACAAGACGUGCGACUGUAGGAAAGCGAAAUGCUGCUGUGCCUGAGACGAUUGGACAAGAGUUGGACGAUGACGUCGUAGAGGAGCCAUCAGCACAAGAGGUAUCCACAGAAGACGCUGUUGUCGGACUGAAAUUGCCUGAGGAUCUUGUUGAAUGGGAAACGAUAUGUGUGACCUUGCAUGAAUGGGAACAUAUUGCAGAGCAUUUUGAGAACGCGACUCAUUACCUUGAGAAGGCCUUGUACAAAAUGCUGUCCCAGAACAUUGUACCUUUGAUAGUUACUGAACUCAAGGAAGCAGAACGGAGGCAGAAGAUGGAAGAAGCCAUCGUGCAUAGGAAACGUUCCUCACGCAUCGCCAUAAAGGAGAGCGAGAAGGAGCAGGCUGUGGUUGCGGCGAAGAAGAAAGCUGAGGAGGAUGAAAAGUCUGCUCGCGCACGGCGACAGGAAAUGCGAGCUAAAAAGGAGGAACAGGAGCGAGCUAAGAGGGAGAAGGCAAGGGAGCAACGGCGAAUUGAGCGGGAGGAGCGGGAGAAACGUGCCCGGGAGAAGGAAGAGCGAGCAGAGAGAAGAGCGAAGGGCGAAGAGGAUAGACAUUCAACGAUGACACCUGUCCUUGCCGGCACACACUCCACCGAGUCGAUCCAGCUCAGUAGUGCACCGACUCCAACCGGCGUGCAGACUCCGAAUUGGGUCCUGGACUGCGAGAUUUGCCACAAGAAUGGCAUCAAUAUUGAUGAUGGCUCGCCAAUGGUCUCAUGUGGAGUCUGUAAACGGUGGCAGCACAAACAGUGCCAUGAUCUUGCUGACCAGCGUGCGGGACGGCCAAGGCGUAAUUGGGAGGUUCAACAGUUCUAUUGUUACAGCUGCCGCUUGCAACACACCAAUGGCGCCUAUGGCGCCUUGAUUCCUCAGCGGUUCACGCCCACCCAGCAAUAUCCCUCUUCAUCCUGGUCGCACGCACCCGUCGAUCCGGUGGCGCAUGUGCAGAAGGCUGGCCCGUCGGCGUAUCCCCGUGAUACCUAUACCCAGUCGACACCGGACCUACGUUUCGUACCGAGCCAGCAGUCGCACAAUGGAGUGAACUAUAAUCACGACGCCCAAGCACGCACGUCGACUCCCCAGAGCGGGUACACCCGUACUCAAGGCGGCAUCACGUUUUCCCACUACCAGCCCGAACAGCGCGCCUUCACUACUACGCGCACGACAAUUCCUCCCCAGACACCUGCACAACAGCCGGCGUGGGCGAACGGAUACCCUGCCGAGAGUUCGCGGACGCCCCAGCCGGUAGCAUACGCCCAAUACUCCCGUGCUCAAGCCUUCGCCAAUGGCAGGAUGCCUACGAGUUACCAGCAGCACACUCCACCGAUACCCCAGCACCAGCCGUAUGGCGUGUCGCAGAGUUCUCCCUCGCCGUCGACGAAUGGUCAGUGGAGCGGUAGCCCAAAUGGCUACUUCCCGCCGCACGACAGCGCCGUCCGCUCUGCGGCCGAGUCCCUUGCAUAUAUGCAAGGUGGUGCGAACGGCCAGCUUCUCCAGCACCAGCACCAGACAAACGGAUGGCAUCGUGCACCAACUUCACCGCCGGUCCCUCGGGCUAACGGCAGCACGCACAUGGAUCGCAGUUACCCCGCGCCCGUGUAUCCUGAGCACACUCCCCCCAUGGGCGGUGCACCCUCCUUCCCGUACUCUUCUUAGAGCGUCGAGGAUAAUGGACAUUCUCGACUUGUGCUGUGUCCUUGCGGUGUGUUUAUUUCGUUGCAUUUGCUUUGGAUCGUUGUAUCGUCGUGUAAUCAUCAGUCGCACCGUAAGGUAAUGUAGAGCACAAUAAUGGCGUGUACAUAUUGGAUAUUCGAGCGGCCCGCCUGUAUCAUAGUGUCUUUGACUAGUGACUGUGUACAGAGAUGUCCCGCGGCGGGUAGUUCUUGGAUUACAUUUUAGUCCAUUUAGGAGACAGCCUACU
Postia placenta MAD-698-R-SB12 is the source of this 3586-nucleotide messenger RNA. RefSeq lists its product as hypothetical. The transcript has 10 exons. The coding region runs from base 1 to 3321 and encodes 1106 amino acids. The record is from RefSeq and is a predicted model, not a curated record. Gene Ontology annotation, biological process: regulation of DNA-templated transcription. Gene Ontology annotation, cellular component: RSF complex. Lineage: Eukaryota; Fungi; Basidiomycota; Agaricomycetes; Polyporales; Adustoporiaceae.